ACGGCGGCUGGAGGACGAAACCGAGGCGAGGCUUAGAGGACAAAUAAAAAAAUUGCUACAUUGUGCUAAAUUCCCCAGACCCAGAAACACAGACCAUUGGACAAACAGUGCAGUAAAAACCAGUAGCAACUAUUUCAUCAUAUUUUAGUAGCGUUGCUAGUUGACUGGUUACCUAGCUCACAUUAGCCUGCAGACGCGCGGUCGUAGCCCGGGCUCCAGCAGAGACAACUCUCCCUAUCCGACCAUGACUACUCCUCCUCAGCAGCAGCAGCUUGUCCACCGCCGGCCGCAUCCCUCCAUCAUCGCACAGAAAGUACAGUUAAUUCACAAACUUUUUUUGCUGGAAAACGCCGGAAAUACAGUUAAACAAGAACUUCGCAUCUUCACAAAUAAGGCCUAUGACGAGGUCCAAGGUUUCUUGAAUUCAUCUUUCCCCACCAGUGAGUUCACUGAUCUAGCAAAGACUUUGGAUAAGAAAUGUCAAGCUAUUGACAAGCUCUCAGCUUUAUUAAAGGACGUCAUAGUUGAUCCACAUGUUUUUGUCCAGCCUGCUGUCAAAAAUGGAGUGAGAACAAACCAACUUCAGCCACUCAGAGACAAAGGGAUCCUGAUGACAGAUGUUCUCAAGUUUGGGCCCAUGUUGCAGAACGUGCUCAUGGCAAGCUCCAUAGCAAAAGCAGUCCAGGUGCUUGGAGCCACACUGUCCCUUCAGCAGUUAAAACAUUUCCUUGGCUCCCAGCCUGCAGCAGUCCAGGAGGAUGACAUGAUUUGCAACAUCUCAUCCAGCUACAAUAGCGCCGUUCAGACUGCAAGCUCAUCUUGUCAUUUAAAGGCUGAGGAAAAAGAACAAGCUGUUAUUUCUGAGGAGAAAAGCCAACCAGAUGCUGUCAUUCUGCCACCUGCCAUUAUUCAGAGUCCCAGGAUUAAUACAGAGAGACCACCACUGCCACCAAUACAAGCCAUAUUCUCAGAUAUUGCUAACCCUAAACCCAUGAACAUAACACCACUAAUAAGCUGGGGAUGGGAGGAUGAUGUCCAGGUGCAACACCAAAAACAAACAUCCUCUCAACUGCUGCACUUCCUCAGAGCUAAAGCUAAAAACAUGGGUGCACUUGAAGUCACUCUCAUGGAGUGGAGUAGAAGCACCACAGGUUCACCACAGUCACUGUCACCCACCAUCAAAACACAAAGCUACCAGUUCAGACAUGUUGUGACAGAUGGUCUGAUUGAAGCACUAGCCCCUAAAACAUUGUGUGCAGAUAUUGAAAAUCAGUCCCCAGUCUUCAGAGUCAAACGAGUGGAAUCAAGUGGCUCUCUGACCUACACUUGUGUGAUUGCCACAAAGACUGAAUUGUGGGAUAUUGGAGACAUCUUCACAGAGGUGCAACGAGCACACACUGAUGGCAGCCCAGUGAAAAGUGAAGAGUGCCAAAAUAAAGCUGCUCAAGUGGAGAACUCUCGUGUAAACAUCCAGUGGAAAACCCAAACUCUCCAGUGCACAGAACCUGAAGGAGGAAAUAAUUCUGCUGGCGCAAAAAUGCCAGUGAUCAGCAGUGUUACCAUUCCAGAGUUCCAGAUCCGGAGGUUCGAAGAGACAGAGGUUGUGGUGUCUCAUAUUGUCAGCCCAGGCAAUUUCUACAUCCAGCACGCAGACUCCAUCACAAAGCUGCAGGCCCUUGUCACAGACAGCUGGAAAGCCAGUAGUUCAUAUGCCGAGCAGAACUGCAUUCCAGACAUUGGAACCCAAGUAAUGGGUUGGUUCCCUAAACAGGAACAAUGGUGCAGGGCUCAGGUGACGAAGAUAUGUGGAGUAAGUGGAGAUAAUAAUUCCACUGAUGGUGCUAGGAGUGAAGCAUCAAUCAAGGUGGAGGUGAAGAGACUGGACCACGGUGACAGCGCCUGCCUGUCACUGUUGAACAUCAAGGAACUGACCUCAGAAAUGGCCACCCUCCCAUUUCAGGCUGUACAGGUCUCACUGGCAAAUGUGACGCCUGUGAAUGGGAGAGAUUGGUCUGAGGAGGCAGUGGGCUGGUUCAAAGCAAUGGUGCACAACAGGACACUGUAUGCCAGACUAUACCCACAGGGGCCCAAAGUUACAGUCGAGCUGUUCCUGGAAAAGGGAAAACUCGGAGCUAUGAGGAGGGGCGCAGCACUGUCUCUCAGACUGGCCCAAAAUGGACAUGCAAAACACAACAAACUGAAGACUGUUGGUCUUAUGAAGAGAGGCACUGUUCAACUGAAAAAGAGAAAACAGGACUCUGAGUGGGAGAAAUACCUCAUCUCACACUAUACUCAAACUCGUGUAUUUUCUGGAUGAAUCUGCAAACCUGUGAGUGACUCUGUGCUCUCAAUGACAGUGGCUCAGGUCAAAAGCUUCCUUCACUUCCCUGCCCUGCCAAGCACAAUAAAUAAUGUGGCAGGGCUGAGGCCUUUUGUGUCCACACAGAUUCCUUCUUUUGCCCGGGACCUGGAGUCGAAAAUGAACUGGGGCACCUUUUAUGCCGUGAUCAGCGGCGUAAACAGGCACUCUACCGGCAUCGGACGCAUUUGGCUCUCAGUCAUCUUCAUCUUCCGCAUCCUCGUCCUGGUGGUCGCUGCUGAGAGUGUCUGGGGAGACGAGAAGUCCGGCUUCACCUGCAACACCCAACAACCCGGCUGCAACAGCGUGUGUUAUGACCAGUUCUUCCCCAUCUCACACAUCCGCCUGUGGGCGCUCCAGCUCAUCCUGGUCUCCACCCCCGCCCUGCUGGUGGCCAUGCAUGUGGCCCACCGACGCCACAUCGACAAGAAGAUCAUGAAGAGGUCGGGCCGUGGCAGCCCCAAGGAGCUGGAGCACAUCAAGAACCAGAAGUUUCAGAUCACCGGAGCCCUGUGGUGGACAUACAUGAUCAGUAUCAUCUUCCGAAUCAUCUUUGAGGUGGCUUUUCUCUACAUCUUCUACUUGAUCUACCCUGACUUUAAGAUGGUGCGUCUGGUGAAGUGUGACUCGUACCCUUGCCCCAACACGGUGGACUGUUUUGUCUCCAGGCCGACAGAAAAGACCAUAUUCACUGUCUUCAUGCUGGCAGUGUCGGGGGUGUGUGUGCUGCUUAAUCUGGCCGAGGUGGUGUACCUAAUAGGCAGGGCCUGCAAACGGUGCUUACGAGGCUCUGACGAUGAGUCCAAAGUACCUUGGAUAAGUCAACGAUUGUCUUCUUACAGGCAAAAUGAAAUCAAUCAGCUGAUAGCAGACCAUUCUCUCAAGUCUAAGUUCACUGUGACCAAAAAGAGCCCGACUGAGAAGGGUGAGAGGUGUUCUGCUUUCUGAGACUCUGCCUUUCCUUUACAUUUUAAACUAAUCAACAGUAAUCACACAUGUCCAAUGGAGCACGUUGCUCUGCAUUAAUGUUACAUAUACUGUAUAUUUGAUCACUGUCGGCAUCCAUUUAUUUAUGUAGUGUAUUAUUCAAUCGCUUAUGGAUUCAUCUGUUUUUUCUUUAUUGGUUUUACUGACACAAGUGUUAGUUGCUGUUAGAAUUAAACUAUUUGGAGCCAGCUGUGAGGGUUAAAGGACAAUACCAAUGUUUUUGCACGUUUUAGCUCGUUUACCACAAAUCAAAGAUAAUUGACACUAUCGUCGACCAAGGCUUACCUUCAUUUAUUAGAUUUUUGUCUGCCUUUUGUAGGAGCUUUCGUUCAUUUCAGCAUGACAAGCUGCCAAGUUGCGAAGGUGGGGUGAUUGCUCGAGCUAAACAAACCAUGACUAUGAGGAUCACGCUUCCAUUUUGUUUUGUCAGAGUUGCAUUUAUUGUUGCGUGACAGUUCACUUUAAUGUGUGGGUUUGAUGAAAUCCUGCAGGUGUGGCAGGUUUGUCUCCUGGUUACAAGCCCAAAACUGCUGUCUGAAUAGUUGCAUUUGUGAACUAUGACAUGGGAAAAUCAAACCCAGAGUACAAACGUCACGCAUAAAUAGUAGAUGUGAGAAGUUUUAACAUUAAUAUUUAUGUUUUUGCAUUAUAAAGAUUGCUGUUUGGAAACUGGCUCCAGUUUUGGAUAUCAGUUUCUCAUCAGCACAUGGGUGCACCAUCCAACAGAUUUUUCACAUUCCCCCAUGCGGUUUGGCUGCUUUUAGAACUAAAUUUGCUUUGAAAACAAAAAAUAUGAAUAAAGUAUUUUAAGGAUGUUGCAUGAGGUCUUCAUGAAUAGAUUUUCAUACCUUGCUGAAAUUAAAGGAAAUGGCUGGUGGCCUGGAGAGCACAACAAAUUCAAAAGUAGAAAAAAACGAUUAAAAGAUCAACUCUUGAGAGAGCUUAGUAGCAAUGUUAGGUAUUCAUGAUUUAUAGUAAAUUUGCCAAAAUGUGCAAAUAACACUGGUUUAGUCCUGAAAAAGAAGCAAAGGUUACUGUAGAGAUUAAAAUGCUGGAUAGAAAAGUCAACUCUGUCAUUUAGAUCAAAAAUAAUGCUACUAUGUAUCAUAUUAAAUCCAGUCUGAGUCAAAGCUCAUGCAAAGAAAAGGAAAGAGGGGUAUUUAUGUGAGUGAAAUGACUUGUAAGAACAUUACCAUUUCUUUAAGCCAGUGGCAGAAUGCUCGGGACUCUGUAGUCAUUGAUUAUGCUAAACUUUGUGCAGACAGCUAUAACUAUUAUAUAACUUAGCAUUCUGCUGUGGAGAUAUCACAACAGUUGGUGCUAGAAAACCAAAGAAAGUUUUAAAAUAUUGUCUAGUUAUGGACACCUGUCAUUGGAUAUUGUAUUGCCAGUGUAACAAGGAGAGAAAAUGGAUUUUAAAUACAAAUUUCCCUCAAAAUAUUUGUACAUUCUGACUUUUUAACACUUAUUAGCUUUUAUCUCAAUUGAUUAUUCAGAAUUAUCUACAUUCCAGAAGUAAGAUAAAUCAAGUCCUCACUUUAAAAUGUGAGUAAACCAUCAUCCUGGCUUUUUUUCAGAUACUGUUUAAGAUGUCACGUGAUGUUCAACUGAUGAAAUGGCAAAAUUUCUUCACUUGUCUGCUGGGUUACUUUUAGGAUAUUACAAAUCCCAGUACUGUACAUAUGUCUUUAGAUUUGUAUAGCAUUGUAUGCAGUUGUAAAUACUACCUACUUACUUCAUUGCAGCUUCUUUCUGAGGUUAUUUUUCAUUUAAAUAAAUAAAUGUUUAAAGUUGACCCACUUUUUUUUUUUACCAGAGACCCAUUGCUCUCUAACAGUUGGCACCUGCUUUCCUUAAUAUUACCCUGCAUAGUAUGUUAUUCAGCAUCUCUCUGGUCCUGAAAAUUAAUUGCCCCAUUCGCUGGUAUAUUAUGAAGUUAACCUGUUUUUAUACACAUUGUAAUGCAUACAGAGACCCACAUGUUGAUGUGCCUAAAUGUACAUAUUAUCAGUUUACAUCCAAGUAAACAAUCCAGAUAAAAUAUACCAUGGGUUGAAGCUAUAUACUGUGUGUACAUUAUGUAAUAUAAAGAAAUAAAUUGCCUGAUAAUUUG
Lates calcarifer (barramundi perch) is the source of this 5459-nucleotide messenger RNA. RefSeq lists its product as uncharacterized. Gene Ontology annotation, cellular component: connexin complex. The record is from RefSeq and is a predicted model, not a curated record. Gene Ontology annotation, biological process: cell communication. The transcript has 10 exons. Lineage: Eukaryota; Metazoa; Chordata; Actinopteri; Centropomidae.